UGCUUGGAGCACGUAUUAUUUUAUUUAACGCAAUGUUUGCUUAAUUUUUUUUUAAUUUUUAAUAAUGAGUAAACAGGAUAAAAGUGGGAGCUAUCUCUAUCUAUUGCGGCAAUGCUUCCUAACAGCGAGCGUGGCUAUCAACAUAAUAGGGCACGGCUGUGUCAUCGGUUUCUCCGCCAUUCUCAUCCCGAGCUUGCGCCGCCCUGAAUCUCAUAUCCAGGUCACGACCAGUGAAGAAUCAUGGAUAGCAUCCGUUAUAGGCUUCGCGUUAAUCAUGGGCAACUUCAUCAUCACACCUCUCAUGGAUACCCUGGGAAGGAAACGGUCACAUCUCCUCACUAUACUACCUGUUUUAUCCGGAUGGUUUCUGCUUCUCAUGGUGAACAGCGUGGCUGGUCUCAUUGCAGCAAGAUUUCUUCAAGGAGUAUCGAUGGGUAUGCUCGGACCUCUAGGGUCAAUAAUUAUUGGAGAAAUGACUGACCCUAAGAAUCGAGGAGCAUUUCUAACCAGUGUUUCGCUUUCGUUGACAAUUGGAGUAAUGUUCUCACAUGGUAUGGGCACUUACGUUAGCUGGGAACAGAAUGCUUUGAUAUGUUCCUUCAUCACUUUUACCAGCCUUUUGCUGAUAAUAUACAACCCUGAGUCUCCAUCCUGGUUGAUAUCUAAGGGAAAAUUUAAGGAGGGAGAGGAAGUUUUCUUUUGGCUAAGAGGAAGAGGACCGGACCAGGAAUCUGAAUUUGAAAAUAUGGUAGCUGCUCAAAGAAUGCAACGCAAGUCCAGCGUUAUUGACCAAGAACUGCCUUUGAGGGUUAAAACGAAGAGAUUCUUCGCUUAUUUAAGAUCGACGUCAAGAAAACCAGAAUUCUACAAACCUAUAAUCAUCAUGUUUUUAUUAUACACCAUGUUCCAAUUUGCUGGUAUCAACGUCAUCAGUUCUUACGCCAUGGACAUCAUUCACGAAGUCGUUGGGCCUGACGCGAACGCAAAGUUUUUAAUGGUUAUGUUAGACAUUGAAAGGCUUGUUUGUAAUAUACUAGCAGUAUUCCUUAUGAAAACUUUGAAGAGGAGAACUCUUUUGUUUACCAGUGGUGCAAUCUGUGUGUUUUCGUAUAUAGGGAAAAGCUGUUACGUUUAUGCAAAACAUAAUGACAUGUUGUCGUUUGAUAACCAAUGGAUACCAAUAGCGUUAAUCGGUCUGUACAUGUGUUCGCUAACCGUUGGUAUAUCAUCCAUACCGUUUGCGAUAUCAGGAGAAAUUUUCCCGUUAGAAUAUAGGGGAUUGGGUGGCGGGAUCAGCGUUUUAGCUUUAUCCCUUAACUUUUUCAUUGCGGUCAAGAGUUUCCCAGUUCUAAAUAGCGCUGUAGGACUGCCUUUGACGUAUUUGAUGUACGCUGGGGUUGUUGUAUGUUGCCUAUCUAUUAUAUACUUUAUGAUGCCGGAGACAAAGGACAGAACUCUCCAAGAGAUCGAAGACAGCUUCCGAGGGUUGUCACCAAAAGAUAAUAAGAGUGCAGAACCUUUAAACGGUUUGAAUAUUGGUGAAAUGCGCAGAUGCAGUUCGCAUAUAUUAUAUUAAUCAAAUAAAGACUGAUGGAGUGCAGUGAUUAGAGACUUUACUGUACAAUAAAGAUUAAUUUAUGUUAUCGUGCGUUUAUUUACCGUAGUAAAUAUUAAUCUCAGCAUAAUUUAUGGUAUUUAAAU
Nymphalis io (European peacock) is the source of this 1701-nucleotide messenger RNA. Its product is annotated as facilitated trehalose transporter Tret1-like. The transcript is spliced from 3 exons. Gene Ontology annotation, molecular function: transmembrane transporter activity. The record is from RefSeq and is a predicted model, not a curated record. Gene Ontology annotation, biological process: transmembrane transport. NCBI's taxonomy places the organism in Eukaryota, Metazoa, Arthropoda, Insecta, Lepidoptera, Nymphalidae. Gene Ontology annotation, cellular component: membrane. The coding region runs from base 65 to 1576 and encodes 503 amino acids.